UGAUGUAGCAACGGUUUGACUCAGGUGUUAGAAGAAAGUCCAGUCGUUGUUUGUUUUCUGUUGUUUUUUGCAAGCGAAAGGGAAGUUUGGACAUGAAAGUGUGCAGCGGGGAGAAAAAGCACUAGAAUCCGUUCUCCCGGCGUGCGGCAUCAUGAAGCUCUUAGUGCGCUUCAGCGUCCCUCUGUGGACUCUUCUUGUCUUCAGCGCCUUCCUCAAGAGCACCCAAGCACAAAAUAUCUCAAAUUGUGCAACAGGAACCUUAAAUAUAACAACCACCACAACAAUAGCAAAAGUCACCUUUCCACUUGACUCAAACUGCAGCUUAACAGUUGGCAGUAAUACGUCUGAAAAAGGUUUAAUAACUGGUCUGACUCCUGGAGCUGUCUAUCAAAUUGUCUUAAACUGUUCAGGCUCCUGCGAUGUGUCAAAAAUCACAACAAAGCCAGAAACGGUCAGUUUAACAGUCACUAGUAUCACAACAUCCUCUUUGUUUGUGAGCUGGACUAAACCAGUGGGAAACAGCUCCUUCUAUAAAGUACAGUGGACAGGUGGAGGAACGAACUUCUCUGUAAAUGUCAGUGACACGUCUAAGAACAUUACUAACCUGACUGCUGGUGUCCAGUAUGAAAUAAAUGUCACUGCAGUAGCAGAUGAUAAUUAUACUGAAGGACAGAGUGCUACUGUCACCAAGUACACAAGUAAGUGAGCAUUUAAAUGUUUUUCAUACCGUGAAUUAGUGACUGUCUGCUGAGGAUAUCUGGUAAAAUAAGGAGUCUUCUAUCAUCAUAAGAUAAGUUAAAUUGAAAGGAAAGUAG
Neolamprologus brichardi is the source of this 815-nucleotide messenger RNA. The record is from RefSeq and is a predicted model, not a curated record. Lineage: Eukaryota; Metazoa; Chordata; Actinopteri; Cichliformes; Cichlidae.